Molecule: messenger RNA, 1005 nt
Organism: Striga asiatica
Lineage: Eukaryota; Viridiplantae; Streptophyta; Magnoliopsida; Lamiales; Orobanchaceae
Source: the annotation of a GenBank genome assembly
AAGGGCUUGUCUGAAUCUACUAUUAUUUGCGUCUGUUUUUUCCUUCUCCAGGUAAAUUAUUUCAUCAAAGAAAGCCCUCUCAGAUUCACUGUUUAAGAUUAAAGUUCUCGGCUUCACUUGGUGCCAAAAAGAGUAGGAAAGAAUAAAAAAAAAUCAAGUUAUAAGAUGCAGAGCCUGUCGAGUAAAAAUAAACACCAUGAUCAUUCCAUGGGUCAUUCAUAUGCAAGCUCGUAUGGUGGCCAUUUGUCUCUUUGGUUCCCCGCCAAACAGAAACAACUUUCUCGACCAAACGGUGUUGCCGCUAAGCUUGACUCAAAAUCUGAAUACAAUCGCCAUGCAAAGUAUUUAUUGGAGUCUGGUUAUCAAGAAAAGGAUCAGUGCUCGCCUAUGUCAACUGGACAGUCUAAUUUUGAAGCCGCCCCUUGUGUAAAAAACAGCUUUCAUGAGCAAAAUGUCUUGUUUCAACCAGGUUUCCUCGAAACUUGUAAGAAGAAAGCAGAUCUGCCAAAUAGUGGAACAGAUUACCUUGGCCAUCAAGUUCAAAUGGAGCAUCAUAAUGAGUCACUGGAUUCUGCAUCUUACCCUUUUGGUGAAUCGUAUUUCGGAAAAAUAGCGACUGUGUACGACCCAAAUCCUGUUGUUUACCCUCAAGUGAUGGAAAUUGCAUCAGCAAGAGCUGUGCUUCCUCUCGAAUGUACAGAAAGCAUGGUUCCAAUUUACGUCAAUGCAAAACAGUACCACGCCAUCCUCAGGCGCCGAAAAAUCCGAGCAAGACUCGAGGCUCAGAAUAAGAUAACUAAAUCUAGAAAGGAGAAAUCGAAACCCCCGGGCCAAGAAUCCUGCAAGAAGUCUGAGAACAACAGCAGCUGGGGGGCCUCCACCCCCUCUGCCUCGUCCGAUGUCUCGUGCAUCUUCAAUAACAGCGACGACAUUUUCCCGCCGCCCGACCUCGGAAUCUCGAUCGACUCCGCUGAGAGAUAUAUGCGGAUUGGGACCCGUGCCUGA